UAUGUAGUCAAAGAGCUGCUGCCUUCUGAUAGACAAACACUUACACACAUUAACAUACUUACAAACACACACACACACACACACACGCACACGCACACACACACACACACACACACACACACACACACACACACACACACACACACACACACACACACACACAGAGGAGCAGAACCCCGCCCCCCUCCCAUUUGGACAACAAGCCUGGUGCUGGCGGGUGGCAGCAGGCUGGGGAUGGACCAGCUGGAGGAUCUGAACCACCUGGUGGAGCUGGAUGACCUAGAGGCCCAUUACAGCCUGGAGGAGAGUCUGCAGGACAGGAACCCUGGAGCAGCCCAGGACACCAGCAGCAGUUCUGCAGAGAGCAAAGAGAUCUUCCGAGCAAUCAGAGAAGGUGAUGAGAGCUUGCUCGAGGCGCUAUGUGCUGGAGAGAAAGACCGGUUGAAAGAGACAGACAGCAUUGGAUGGAUUCCACUUCACGAGGCUGCGGCACAGAGAAACAAGACCAUCCUAGAGCUCACAUACAGAGCGUCCGGGAAUGGCACUCUAGAGUGUCGGAAUGUUUGUGGGCAGACGGCCCUCAUGGUGGCGGUGGGGCGGGGCCUAAAGGAGAACGUCUGCUACCUGCUACAGCAGGGGGCGGGGCCCGACACCUCAGACAACAACAAGGACACACCCCUACAGCUUGCCGUGCGCUCUGGUCGCCCUGACCUGGUGGAUGUGCUGCUGUCUGGCGGCUGCAGUGUGAACCAGAGGGGCGUGUACGGGAGGACGGCCGUCCACGAGGCGGCCCAGCAGGGGAGCCUGCCGACGCUGCUCCGUCUGCUGGAGGUCGGAGGUCAGGUGGACCCCCGCAGCAACUAUGACCUCACACCCCUCGCCCUCGCCACUCUGGCCGGACACACAGACCUAGUCAGCAUCCUCCUGGAGAGAGGGGCGAGUGUGUCCUCCCAGGCCAAGGACGGGGCGUCCAUAAUGUACGAGUCGUGUGCGCGCGGGGUGCCUAGCAUCAUCCGGCAGCUGCUAGCACACGGAGCCGAUGCUAACGUCACCAAACUCACUGGACACCUACCGCUCCACCGGGCUGCCCACCGAGGACACCUGGAGGCUGUAGAGUUGUUGAUUCCGUGCACGUCUCUGGUGUGUAUUGAGGAAAGCGGGAUGAGUCCUCUACAUGCGGCUGCAGGUGGGGGACACACAUUCUGCAUCAAGGCCUUGCUUGACGCAGGCUAUGACCCUAACUUCAUGCUCCAUCACUGUGUACGCCGUAACUAUGACGACGAGAGGAGGUCUGCGCUGUCCUACGCCGUCUCCAACAGCGACCUGGCCUCAGUGAGGUUGCUGCUGGCCGCUGGAGCCCGGACCAAUCAGGACCCGGUCAGCUGUCUGCAGAUGGCGCUUCGUCUGGGUAACUUUGAGCUGAUCCACCUGCUGCUGCAGUCCGGAGCCAACGUCAACUACUACUCUACGGUCAACACCACCCACUACCCCUCCGCUCUGCAGUACGGCCUCCAAGACCCUGUGUUACUAAGGAUGCUGUGUAACUAUGGGUACGACGUGAAACGCUGUUUUGACUGCCGCUAUGGAGACGCUUCCCAUGUACCUGACGAUUAUGAGGGCUGGAGCGAUACUGUUAUCAAAGAUACCAUGUUCUGUGAAGUGAUGACGAUCUCCUGGCUCCGUCACCUGACCGGUCAUGUGGUCCGGAUCCUUUUGGACUAUGUAGAUCAUGUGACCCUCUGCUCGCAGAUCCAAUCAGCCCUCAGGGGGCAGGAGCAAUGGGCGGAGAUCUGUCACAUCCAGGAGAGCGCCCGCUCCCUGCAGCAUCUCUGUCGCCUGGCCAUCCGCAGACGUCUGGGCCUCCGUAAGCUCCGGGCGCCCGUCUUCAUCAGCCUCCUGCCAUUGCCCCGGCGACUGAAGGACUACAUCCUGUUCAGGGAGCAUGACCUGUACAGCCAGCACGAAACCCAGCCCUGAUAAACAUUGUGUGUGUGUGUGUGUGUGUGUGUGUGUGUGUGUGUGUGUGUGUGUGUAUCAUUAAGCGUGCCAUAUCAAGUUUUGUUCCCAAUUCCAUUAGAAUACUCCAGUCAUAGUUAUUUAAGGUUUGGUUCUUGCCUACUUGAACGGUUGUCAACCGUCUUGGUGGACCCUGGACCACAUUUUAGGCCAGAUGUGGAGAGUUGACACUGCUGUUUACAUGCACUUGUUUAUAUCUUCAACUUGUAUGUUGUCACAGAUGUCCUAACUUGUAACCAUACGAAAAAGGUUCCUAACGGAAUGAUAAAUGUAGUUGAUUUGAGACAAAUUAAACCAUUACUUUUAAUAGAUGGUCAAAUUAUAGUAUUUGGUUGUUAAGAACCAUAGAUUCCGUUUAACACACUAAAUCAAAUACUAUACAUCACAACAGGCCUAAAUAAAGUAAAGUACUUAUUUAGAUAUAUUUUUUAUAAAAUUGGCUUUCUUGAGCAUUCAUUAUGAUCUCGAAUGACCACUGUGAAUAUAUUUAUCAUUAUCCGUAUCCGUAUCUGUUUAAAUGCAUUCAUUUGUGUGUGUGAAAUAAAUACCUUCAGUAAAA
This is a messenger RNA of Gadus chalcogrammus (walleye pollock), 2575 nucleotides long. RefSeq names its product ankyrin repeat and SOCS box containing 14a (gene asb14a). Gene Ontology annotation, molecular function: protein binding. Gene Ontology annotation, cellular component: cytoplasm. The coding region runs from base 235 to 1977 and encodes 580 amino acids. The record is from RefSeq and is a predicted model, not a curated record. NCBI's taxonomy places the organism in Eukaryota, Metazoa, Chordata, Actinopteri, Gadiformes, Gadidae. The transcript is spliced from 13 exons. Gene Ontology annotation, biological process: intracellular signal transduction.